AUGACUGACUUUAUCCACCCGACUCCUCCCCUUCCUCCUCACUCCGUCUUCUCGCCCGCCCAGAGACGAUGGAUCGUCGCCAUAGCAUCGGUCGCGGCGUUCUACUCCCCUUUCACCGCGAAUAUCUAUUUCCCCGCCCUCGUUGACAUCGCCGCCGACCUGGCCGUCUCCUCCGAGAAGAUCAACCUGUCCGUCACCACCUACAUGAUCUUCCAGGGCAUCACCCCCACCUUCUGGGGUGCUUUGACCGACCACUCGGGAAGACGCCCCGUCUACAUCUUAACCUUUACUGUGUUCAUUGUCGCCUCCAUCGGCUUGGCCGUGGCAAACACCUACUGGCUGGUUCUCGUGCUACGCAUGCUCCAGGCCGCCGGGUCGGCCUCCGUCGUGUCCAUCGGCAGCGGAACUAUUUCCGAUAUCUCCACCCCCGCCGAACGCGCUGGCUACCAAGGUUUCUUUUCUGUAGGGCUUUACGCCGGGCCCGCCAUAGGACCGUUUCUUGGUGGUGUACUGACUGGGUCGCUUGGCUGGCGAUCAAUCUUUUGGUUUCUGGUCAUCGCGGGCGGCGUGUACACCCUCGUCCUGAUAUUUUUCCUCCCAGAGACAAUGCGCAAGCAAGUAGGCAAUGGCAGUCACCAGCCGACAGAGUGGUGGAAACUCCCUCUGAUGUACACGCUCCACCUUUCCAAAAAACCUGAACCUGAAGGCCCCAAGCCAUCCCCGCCCAAGGCAUGGGCAAACCCACUCAGAUCGCUCUUGAUCCUGAAAGAAAAGGACGUCUCCGUGAUUCUGCUCUUCAACGCCGUAAUCUACACGUCCUACUACACCGUCACUUCCAGCACGACCCAGCUCUUCUCGAGCCACUAUGGCCUUGGCAGCUUGCAAAUUGGCCUCUGCUUCCUCGCCAACGGCAUCGGCGCCAUGUCCGGCAGCGUCGUGCGGGGCAAACUGAUGGAUCGCACUUACCGUAUUCGGCGGGCGGAAUGGAAGGAGAAACGCGCGCUCGAGUCUGAUGUCACUGCGCCCGAGCAGUACGACGACAACGACCUCUCAACAUUCAACGUCGAACACGCGCGCAUGAGCUCCCUGCCCGCCUGGUAUCUCGUAAACGUCGGCACCGUUAUCGCGUACGGAUGGUUCGUGCAAUACAGAAUCCACCUCGCCGCGCCGAUCGUGAUGCAGUUCUUCAUUGGCAUGUCGUCGACAACCAUCUUUGGCAUUACGAACACACUCAUUCUAGACAUGUUCCCUGGGAGCGCAGCCAGCGCUAUCGCUACAAACAAUCUGACGCGCUGCCUCUUAGGAGCUGGCGGCGUCGCACUAAUCGACAGGAUCCUGACAUCCCUUAACGGCCCUGGCUGGACAUUCACCAUGAUCGCAUUCAUCUGCCUCGCUAUGUUCCCCCUGCCACUAGCAGAAUGGACGUGGGGAUUCCAAUGGCGAACCGAGCGCACACGAAAGCUGGCCGCGAAAGCCAAAAGCGAGAAAUAA
This is a messenger RNA of Aplosporella prunicola CBS 121167, 1491 nucleotides long. RefSeq lists its product as uncharacterized. The transcript is spliced from 2 exons. NCBI's taxonomy places the organism in Eukaryota, Fungi, Ascomycota, Dothideomycetes, Botryosphaeriales, Aplosporellaceae. Gene Ontology annotation, biological process: transmembrane transport. Gene Ontology annotation, molecular function: transmembrane transporter activity. Bases 1 to 1491 code for a protein of 496 amino acids. The record is from RefSeq and is a predicted model, not a curated record.